CCUGAAGUGCUGGAGAAACCCUCAAGCCCUCAACAAGUGACUGGGCGAAGUCGGAGAAGAAUGGCACUUUCCGUACAACGGCAAACUUUUAGUUGAAACGUAAAACAACUCGUACACAUGUGUCCAGAGUAAAACGCCGCAAACAACCUCAUCCAGGGAGAAGGAUUUGUGGCCUUUUUUUUUUUUGCAGUUUUGUUUUUGAUAAUCCUCAAUGGAGUCGUACAGAGUGGGUGGUGUACCAGCCAGUGACCUGCAGCAGGGCUAUAUGCAGCACGAGCGUAUGCUCGGAGCCCAGAGGAAUGGGAAUGGCAGGUAUGGAGUAAGCAUUCGUGUUCAGGGGAUCGACGGGCACCCCUACGUCGUGCUGAACAACCGAGACAGGGGGUCUCAGUAUGGGGGUCCCGAGGACGAUGAGUACGUGGACAGAGACACGGAUUGCUCCUUCAUCGACAACUACGACGAGUACGACUUCCAAGGGGGCGUCGAGCCACGCAUAGGGAGUCCGUUUAUGGAGUACCGGUCACAGAAACAGAUGCAGUUUGGGAGCACCCACAAUGGCGUGACCGAGUUCAAGGAGUCCCAGCAGUCUUCCUCCACACUGCUCAACUUCCAGAAGCACCCAGAGCUCCUCAAGCCCUACGACCCUGAAAGCAACACCCUGAACUUAGACGAGUAUCACGGCCUUCUUCCCCGCCCAAACUCCUUUGCAGAGACUGGAACUCCAUACCAGGGUUCUCUUCCCAGGGCCCAACUGAUCUCCCAUGCUAGGUCCUCCAGCUUGGACAAGCCUAGUGCCCCAGAGCCACCGGCACGCCUGGAAAGAGUUCCACAGGUGUCCCCUCCCAGGCCCCAGGGCCAACCUCAGGUUAAAUCUCACCCCCAAGCACAGUCACAGACCCCGUCCCAGCCUCAGAGUCCACCUGUGGCCAACACCCCCGGUGAUCCGUCCACCUGCCGAUCUCCUAGUACGCUCAGCAGCAGCACCAACUCCAGCCUGGAGCGCAGUCGGCGUGAGCCAGAUGUGCUGCCCCUACGCCGGCACGACUCCAGCGGCCCCGUGCUGCAAACCUCUGCAUCCUCUUCAACCAACAGGCCCCUCCCCGAUGAGCAGCAGCAGGAGACACUCUAUGCCGAUACCAUCAACCGGCACCAGAACCGCCGCUACAUCCCGUUCAAGCCUGGCACAGGACGUGACAUCGAUACAGGAUCCAUCCCUGGCGUGGAUGAACUUAUUCACAAAUUCGAUGGCAAAGAUUGUCCUCAGCGCAGGGGUCGAGCGGGGCGCAGGAACCGAAUUGACCCGGAGGACCGCAAACGCUCCCGUAGUGUAGACAGCGCUUUCCCUUUCGGUUUGACAGGGGACACAGACAACCUGGGCCAGAACCAGAGCAGAACCAUAGAACACGUGCUGCUCCCAUCCCAGCUCCGGCAACAGAAAGGGGGUCAGUUCCAAGACCCCUUCCAGAAAGAGAACCUGUCCAACCCAGCCUCUCCUGCCGGGGGCAAACUGAACAGCAGGGGCCCGUUGCAGUACAGCAGCGCUCCAGGUUCACCACAAGGCACAGCCAUCAAAGGAACAACCUCAGUGUUGGGCUACAGGAGAACACUGAGCAGGUCCUCCACAUUGCCUUCUGAGGGGAAGGGAGAGGAUCAGGAGAAAUCUGCCCGAUCGGUCAAAGUUUUGACCAGCAUGACAACAGCGUCUCUGUCAAGGUCUUCUGGCAGCUCUGGCAAAAAGCUCAGUUCAGAAAGGGAUGCUCAGGCGACUCCUGAUAUUUUGAAAGGCCAGGAAGAGCUUUCACAACAAACAAACGAAGAGACAGCAAAACAGAUAUUAUUCAAUUACCUCAAGGAUGGGAGCGCUGAUAACGACGACACCACAAAGAAGAAGGUCAACCUGGUCUUUGAGAAAAUCCAGACGUUGAAGUCCAGGGCAGCAGGGAGCUUGCCGGGAGACAGUAAACCCCCUGAUCCGGCUGCAGAGGUGACGGCGCUGCAGGAACAGCGGGAUGAACUGGAGAAAAAUGUUGCGGAGCUGAAAAACCAGCUGGAGGGGGAAAGUAAGAAGCAGCGGAGCCUGGCGGAGGCUAGCAAGAAGGCGGGAGCAGACCUGCAGGUCGUACAGGGCGAGCUGGAGAAGAGUCGGGAGGAGUGCGCCCGACUCCGGGAGAAGCUCUCCACCACAGAGGCUGAGCUUCACGCCAGUCUGGAGGAGCUGUUCCAGGUGAAAAUGGAAAGGGAGCAGUUCCAGACGGAGAUCAGGGACUUACAGGACCAGCUGUCGGAGAUGCACGACGAGCUGGACGGAGCCAAGAGAGCCGAGACUGACAGCGGAGACAAAGAGGCCUUGCUGGAGGACAUGAUGCAGCUAAAACUGGACUUCCAGGAGGUGCUGCUAGAGAAGGAGGAGCAGGAGGAGGUGUUGAGGAGACGGGAGCGCGAGCUGACUGCCCUCAAGGGGGCCUUGAAGGAGGAAGUGGCCACUCAUGACCUGGAAGUAGAUAAACUGAGGGAACAGUACGAGCAGGAAAUCUGCGAGCUGCAGACAUCAGUAGAGGAGGCCAAGCAGAGCAAUGCCGUGGUAUGUCGGGAGAAAGAGGAGUCUGAGAUGGUGCGGGGUGUGGCGGAGGACCGGGCGGGGCGGUUGACCCAGGAGGGCGAGCGGCUGCGCAGGCGGGUCCAGGAGCUGGAGAACGAGGUGGCCAAACUCAACCGCAUCAUCGACGAGGCCAAGCUGCAGGAGAGCCGCCUGACUGAGAGACUGGGCCGGCUGGAGAAAGAGAAGGGGGAGCUGGAGGAGGCACUUGCAGAGGUGAAGGAGCAGGAAGAUGAGUUGUUACGUGCUAACAGAGCUUUAACUACGCGCUUGGAGGAUGUGCAGAGAAACUUGACCAAACUGAACCAUGACCACAAGGACCUGAACGAGAGGCUGAGGGAGGAGAAGAGUCAGAAAGAGCAGUUCAAGAAAACGAAGAACGAGAUCGAGGAGGAGCGGAGACUUCUUGACCGCACUGUGGAGAAGCUGCAGAAGGAGAUGGGCGACAUUGUGGAGGCCUCUCAGUCAUCCACCCAUGAGCUGCAGCUGCAGAUAGAUGAGUACAAGGAGAAGAACCGCAGGGAGCUCACCGAGCUACAGAGGCAGCUCCGAGAUAAAGGGGUGGAGCUGGAAAAAUCCCGGCUGACAGCCAAGAAACUGCAGGAAGAGCUUUCCCACCUGGAGGAUGACCUGCGGCACUGCAAGAGGGAACGAGACGAGGUGUUGGAGAGGGGGAAGGGUCUGGAGCAGAGGGUGCGAGACCUGGAAGCCGAGGCGGACGUCAAAUCCCACGGCAAGGACGACCGGUCACGACAGAUCAAGCUCAUGGAGGACAGGAUAAAGCAGCUGGAGCAGGACUUGGAAGAGGAGAGGACCAAUGGGGACCUACUGAUGGACAGAAUUGACCGGGGUCGGGAGCAGUUGGAGCAAAUGAGGAAUGAACUCCUGCAAGAGAGGGCUGUCAGACAGGACCUGGAGUGUGACAAGAUCGCAAUGGAGAGACAGAAUAAAGACCUGAAAAGCAGAGUGUCCCACCUGGAGGUUUCCCAAAAGUCCAACAAGGAGGGCCUGGUGUCCCAGCUGGAGAGCAGGGUUCAGGAGCUAGAGGAGAGGCUGGAGGGAGAGGAGAGGGAACGUGCCAACCUGCAGCUGAUGAACCGCAAGCUGGAGAGGAAGGUGAAGGAGGUGAUGAUGCAGGUGGACGAUGAGCACCACUCACUGCAGGACCAGAAGGACCAGCUGAACCUGCGCCUGAAGGCCUUGAAGCGGCAGAUGGACGAGGCGGAGGAGGAGAUCGACCGGCUGGAGCACGGGAAGAAGAAGCUCCAGAGGGACCUGGACGAGCAGCUGGAGGUGAACGAUCAGCUCCAGGGGCAGCUCAAGGCCCUGCGCAGUGAGAUGAGGCGCAAGAACGCUCCUGUCCCACUCCUGAAUAGUCUGGAUGAUGACGAUGAUGAUGACAUCAGCACCGAUGGGGAGAUAUACUACAGUUCUACUUCUGGGUACAGAAGGUCCAGCCAGGACCCCAUUGCAUGAACACGUUGUGGUGACGGACACUGCAUGUAGCUGGACUCCGGUUCAGGCCCGGUCCAGAUGAUGGGGAGAAGGGACCAACUGGAACGAUGGCCUCACCUACGAAGUCCAUCAGGUCCUGUGCAGGCAUGGGUGUGACCUCUGCACAUUAUGACACUAAACAGGGUCUAAUGCCUGCUUACUGUGUGCUGAGAGGCUUGAAUUUAAUUUCCAUUUCAGCAUAAUAAACUAUUAUUUUAUUAUUAUUAUUAUUAUUAUUAAGCUUCACGUUAAGUAUAACUUCCUAGGUUAAGUUCAAUAAAUGGCUUUUUUUAAAUGUUGUACAUAACAAUAAUCACAGCCACUUUUUAUUUGUAUCCAUGCGUUGCUCUAUGAACUGGAAAACAAACGGAGGCUUUGUUGAUUCAGAAUAUUUAUUUGCUGUUGAACACAUGAAGGAACUCGAAAAUGAAGGUGCAUGUUUUUAAGGGAAAUUGACAUGAGGGAUUAAUCAUAUUACACAAGUCAUUUUAAUUCAUUGAAAUGUAUUUAUAAAAAUGAAGUCAUUUUUGCAACUUUCAACAACUUUCGACAAAAAAAAAAAAAAACGACAAAAAAAAUAAAUUCUACUGAAAUGGCUAACCUGCAAAUAGUGGAAAAAAAGUAAUCAAUUUCCUUUAUGUCAAAACUUUUUAGAAACUAUAUUUAUAAAAAAAUACAAAUAAUAAAAACUAGGCUAAGUUUCAGUCAGCAGAGCCAAAUUGAUACACGAUAUUAGAGUCUACAUAGAACGCAAUUGAAAAGCAUGUAAGCUUGCUGAUUACUUUUAAUAAUGUUUUUUAUAUAGCAGUUGUAUUCAGGUUUAUAAAUCAGGUCUAACACAAACUGGACGAUGAUUUAUGAUUUAUGAUUUAUGUGACUGACCCUCAUUUAUUAAACAAAAAAAGUAUAUAUUUAUAUUGAAUGACAACUUUAUAUCACUCAGUUGGAAAGUGUUUUAAUUUUCUUCAGUGUUUUUCCUUUGACUGAAGAGUCCUUGAACUUUCUAUGACCAGCUUUUUUUGUGCUACAGAAACAUGACUUGUUCACAAUGAGUAAACAGUGUAAUUAACUUCACAGCUAAGUCAGAGCUCCUCAAUAUUAUGUUCCAAACAUUCCUUUGAAAUUUAAUUAGCCCUUAUACCAACCUUACCUUUCAAAGUAUAAAAUGGUAUAAAAAGUAUAUAAGUGGUGAAACUUUCAGUUUUCUUCUAAGGUGAGUUUGGUGACAAGAAACACAGUAUUAACAUUUGGUCAAGUCCACCUGUUUCCAUAAAGAAUACUGUCUUGUGUGUGUCUCUGUGUGUGUGCAUGUGCAUGUAUGUGUGUUUGUGUGUGUAUGCAUUUGUGUGCAUACGUGCAAACAUUGUAUGUGUAUUGGGGUGACUCUUGUGCAAGUUUUGUAAUGAGGGAGUUUCUAUAGAAGUGCUAUAUUGACAAUCACUGACCUAUUUCAACACUGUGAUGAUUUGCACUGUUUGUGGUUCCACUUAUGAAGAGCCAAAUGCCACCACUGCCAUUUAGGGCAGAACAAGCUUUUAGUUCUGACUCCUUGAGUCAUUUAGGGGAGGAGACUUUUUAGAAAACAAAACAAACAAAAAAAACUUGCCACUACCUCUGUACUAUAUUGCAACUGUGCAAAGGCUUAAACCAUGUCAAUGUAUAAUAAAGUUAUUCGCUAAA
Conger conger (European conger) is the source of this 5770-nucleotide messenger RNA. It is a transcript of the gene cgnl1, whose product is annotated as cingulin-like 1. NCBI's taxonomy places the organism in Eukaryota, Metazoa, Chordata, Actinopteri, Anguilliformes, Congridae. The transcript has 19 exons. The record is from RefSeq and is a predicted model, not a curated record. Gene Ontology annotation, cellular component: myosin complex. The coding region runs from base 212 to 4072 and encodes 1286 amino acids.